Messenger RNA from Nomascus leucogenys (northern white-cheeked gibbon), 814 nucleotides. RefSeq names its product putative synaptogyrin-2 like protein. The record is from RefSeq and is a predicted model, not a curated record. NCBI's taxonomy places the organism in Eukaryota, Metazoa, Chordata, Mammalia, Primates, Hylobatidae. Gene Ontology annotation, cellular component: neuromuscular junction; synaptic vesicle membrane.
AUGGAGAGCGGGGCCUACGGCGUGGCCAAGGCGGGCGGCUCCUUCGACCUGCGGCCCUUCCUGACGCAGCCGCAGGUGGUGGCGCGCGCCGUGUGCUUGCCCUCCACAGUCUUCACCUUGAUCGUGUUCUCCCGCAUCUAUGGCGAGGGCUACAGCAACACCCACAAGUCUAAGCAGAUGUACUGCGUGUUCAACCACAACGAGGAUGCCUGCUGCUAUGGCAGUGCCAUCGGGGUGCUGGCCUUCCUGGCCUCGGCCUUCCUCUUGGUGGUCGACGCGUAUUUCCCCCAGAUCAGCAACCCCACUGACCGCAAGUACCUCGUCAUUGGUGAUCUGCUCUUCUCAGCUCUCUGGACCUUCCUGUGGUUUGUUGGUUUCUGCUUCCUCACCAACCAGUGGGCGGUCACCGACCCGGAGGACGUGCUGGUGGGGGCCGACUCUGCGAGGGCAGCCAUCACCUUCAGCUUCUUUUCCAUCUUCUCCUGGGGUGUGCUGGCCUCCCUGGCCUACCAGGGCUACAAGGCUGGCGUGGACGACUUCAUCCAGAACUACGUCGACCCCACUCCGGACCCCAACACUGCCUACGCCUCCUACCCAGGUGCAUCUGUGGACAACUACCAACAGUCACCCUUCACCCAGAAUGCGGAGACCACCGAGGGCUACCAGCCGCUCCCUGUGUACUGAGUGGCGGUUAGGGUGGGAAGGGGGACAGAGAGGGCCCUCCCCUCUGCCCUGGACUUUCCCAUGAGCCUCCUGGAACUGCCAGUGCCCCUCUUUCACCUGUUCCAUCCUGUGCAGCUGACACACAGCUAAG